Aspergillus uvarum CBS 121591 is the source of this 375-nucleotide messenger RNA. RefSeq names its product DUF504 domain-containing protein. The record is from RefSeq and is a predicted model, not a curated record. The transcript is spliced from 2 exons. Lineage: Eukaryota; Fungi; Ascomycota; Eurotiomycetes; Eurotiales; Aspergillaceae. The annotation marks the transcript as partial.
CCAGAGAGAGUCGCAACCCUCAUCCUCCAAGAGAAGCCCAUUCACGCCCGCCAAAUCCCCAAGAAACCCGCGACGGUGGAGAAUCGAUUACGCCCUGCUGCAGAUGAAGAUGUCAUCAAUCGCUUAAUUUGGGAUCCGGAUUACGACAGCGAUGAUUUCGUGAUUGUGUAUGAGGACCGGUUCGAAGGACGCCUUGAAGCCAGCUUCAAUACGUGGAAGCGCGAGACGACGCACGAUGAGUUCAUCCCCCAACAUCGGAUCCUCCAUAUCAAGCGUCGGUCAGAUGGAGAGAUUGUUUGGGAUAGAAGGAGGAGGAUUGAUAAGGUCUUCUGUAGUGGGAACUCGGCCUUUGACUAUCUGGGCUUUCUUAGUUGA